Penicillium alfredii is the source of this 603-nucleotide messenger RNA. RefSeq lists its product as uncharacterized. NCBI's taxonomy places the organism in Eukaryota, Fungi, Ascomycota, Eurotiomycetes, Eurotiales, Aspergillaceae. The transcript has 2 exons. The coding region runs from base 1 to 603 and encodes 200 amino acids. The record is from RefSeq and is a predicted model, not a curated record.
AUGGAUCCAAAUAUCCCUGUUGCGCCUGCGCUUCAAAGCAACCGUAUCUCUCAUAAUAUAUUUGUGACCCGUUAUGUACGGAUGGUGGUUGAAUCAGACCAAAUUCCCUGGAAACAUAACGUUCUCGCAAGCGCCGCUCAUUGGGUCCUACUUGCGGGUUACCUUGUGAUUCCAGGCACGUUCACAUCUCUCCAGAAAUCAGACUCACUCAACGGCACCUUAGGGAGCAGUGAAGCGGGGGAAGUUAUCUUAAAAACCAUCCAGAACCCUCCUCUGCUUGCAAUGGCAUGCGUGCUUUUCUUACUGGGAUCAAUGGCCAUGGGAUGGUUAUUCUGGAAAUACAGAGAUAAUUACAUCUGGCUUCUUAAUCGACUUUUUCUACCGACCCUACUGAACGCUUUAGCCGGCCUGCUUACCACAUUCAUCAAUAUCUAUACGGCACACCACGGCGACUGGUCGAUUAUGGCUCUUCUCACUGUUAUUGCCUCUGGACUGUCUGUAGCCUCUUCCUCCGGAUUGGUUAUCAUAUACAAGUUUAGAAAAUUGGAGAAGGUGAAACAGGAACAUUGGCAGGCCACAAGUGUUCGCAAUCGUGGACUCUAA